Messenger RNA from Acromyrmex echinatior (Panamanian leafcutter ant), 2391 nucleotides. RefSeq names its product tetraspanin-7. The record is from RefSeq and is a predicted model, not a curated record. NCBI's taxonomy places the organism in Eukaryota, Metazoa, Arthropoda, Insecta, Hymenoptera, Formicidae. Gene Ontology annotation, cellular component: plasma membrane.
AGCCACGCACGCAACACGUAUUCGCAAAUCUUCUCGCAAAUCGAUCGCACGAACUCCACUCAUUGCCCAGUAUGAGCAAAGCACGACUGGAAACCAUGGCCACGAUGACCUGCAUGAAGACCUUGCUAAUGCUCUUCAAUUUCAUCUUUUGGGCGUCCGGGGUGUUGAUGUUAUGCAUCGGAAUAUGGAUGCGUAUCCAACUGCGAGAUUAUAUGAAUAUGAACGUGCAGGGCAGUGGAGCUGCUUUACUGGCACUUGCGAGUUUAGGUGCGGUGUUAGCGGUCGCAGCGGUCCUCGCCUGUUGUUGCACUGCACGUGGUCAUCCUGCUCUCCUGUAUUUGUACGGUGCGUUUCUGGCUGUCGUGGCUUUACUAGAACUCGGUGCGGGCGCGUCGGUUUACGCUUAUCGCACGAGCUUGAACGAGGGAUUUGAUCAAGGUCUGAACGAAAGCAUGGCUGCCUAUGGACAGGACCAUUCCAAGAGCACACACAUCGAUACCAUGCAAUCAACUUUGCAUUGCUGUGGCAAUCGCGGUUAUGUUGAUUGGCUCAAUUUGGAUCCGCCGAAGGAAGUUCCCUCAUCCUGUUGCAAAGUGCUACAGAAUAAAUGCGACACAUCGGAUGUAGAGGAAAUUUAUACUGAGGGAUGUUACAAUCGCUUACUGGAUCUCAUAAAUAGCAACAUCGGUCUGGUGGCCGGUACAGCGAUCGGCGUAGCUUUUUUCCCACUAGUUGGUAUCUUUCUAGCAUGCUGUCUAGCCAGCAAUAUCAAUAAGGCCGAGUACGAGCAAGUUGCUUAGGCAUGGCAUUUGCGCAAACUGCAACGACGGUCCUAUCAGAAAACAAAGCCUGUAUCGCUAACGACAACGGCGAACAUAUAUGAUUUAAUGAGAACACGGAAAUGAUCUCAAUCGAGGCAAGCGCGCAUUUUACCAAUUCGAUUUUAGUUGACAAUUUGGUACGAAAAUUAAUUAAAAAUGUAUAAUAUAAAGUCCACACUUGUAUAUGAAGUUAUGUCUAAAAUGGAUCUUAUACAUAAUUGUGUCAUAUUUGUAUCAUUCUUGUAUUAAUUUUUGUUGCUUACUUAAGCCCUCGAUUAAAUUCGUGCUUUCAUGUUCUGGCUAAAUCAUUCUAAUCAAAAUUAAUAUAAAUCGAUAAUGUUAUAUCAAAGUAUGAUGUUUACUUAAUACUGUUACAAGAUGUAAUAAUCUUCUCAUAUAUUUAGAAUUUAUUUGAAGAUUAAUCUUCAAAUAAAUAUAUUUCAUACAACAAUUAAAAAGAACAUAUAAAAGAUCUUAAUAUACAUAAUAUUAAGAUCUUUUAAACAAAGCAUUUACAAAUUAACAUGUUAGCAGACAGAAGAGAAUACGAAAUAUACUAAUUUGAGACAAGUAGUCGCUGAUGAACAAGUCUCUUUGAAUAUGAUUUAUAAAACUUUUUUAAUGUUAAAAAACGUAUGAAAGAUAUCUAGAUUAUUGAAUAAAACAUGACAUAUUCCUUUGCAUAAGAGGAUUAAAUAACGCUGUAGAAUGCGAACGACGCAUGACUAGCAUUUUUGGAUUAACAGUAAAAAUAUGACUUGAUUAUUGCUAAUGUUAAAAAUAUCGAAUCGCAUUGUGAACAAACUGAAAAAAAAUUUUAAUUUCUAUAUAAGUUCUAAAAUUUGGUGAAAAUCAAAUGAUGUGUGUAUAUAUAACAUAUAUUAUGUAUAUGUGUAUAUAUACAUACAUACAUAUAUACGAAAAUAGAACAAAGCAUAAAAAUAUAUCGACAGUCUAAAUUAUUAUCUUUAUCAAUAGAAUCACAAUGCGAAGAAUAAUAACGAUAAAGUUCAUUUCACGAAUGCCUGUGUGUGACAACGAUAUGGUGCGAUAGAUAAAACAAACUUCUACAUUUUUUAAUAUUCUAUGAAUCCUUAGAUGUAGCAACAACUUCUUCUCUUCGGCUCUUAAUCUCUUACAAACUCUUAUUCUAUAAGUCUUUAAAUCCUUUUAACUCGUUAAAUUCUUCACACUCUUAAAUUUUCCAUACUUCGCAUUUUCAAUCCACUAGCAUUCUUAAAAAUUCUAUAUAUUCUAUCAUUCUAUAUAUAAUAUUAUAUAGAAUCACAUGUAGUCUAUCUUCUAUCUUCCUCUGCCUUCAAAUACUUAAUUAUGAUUCAUUGUGCGUUUAAAAUCGUGGCUGUCCUUAUUUUAUAUAAAUUGGCUUCGAUUUUGCAUUAAACAAAUGAAACUUAAAAUCAGACAAUCAGCAAAAUCAGUAUUAAAUAUUAAAUGGAAGUAACAUAUCCAUUUUGAGUAAUUAUCGGACAAAAAUAGCGAAACAAGCAAACAUUUUCUUAUUAUAAAAUAUUGUUUUAUGUUCUAUCUAUAAAAUAAUCUGAGAAUUAAU